Molecule: messenger RNA, 2226 nt
Organism: Thermothelomyces thermophilus ATCC 42464
Lineage: Eukaryota; Fungi; Ascomycota; Sordariomycetes; Sordariales; Chaetomiaceae
Exons: 6
Coding region: 95-2212 (705 amino acids)
Biological process (GO): regulation of DNA-templated transcription
Molecular function (GO): DNA-binding transcription factor activity, RNA polymerase II-specific; zinc ion binding
Source: RefSeq, a predicted model, not a curated record
CGGCAGAAUCAGCAAGCCUUGACGAGGCCCCCCGUGUGUUUUUGCGGCGGCAGCAGCAGGAGCAGAGGUGCCAAUACCCGAAACACAACAUUGGAUGCCUGGGCCCUCUCACCCUGGAGAACCUGCGGCAGGGCCACGGGCAUUGUGGGGUACCGCGGCCCCCGGUCAAGCGUUGUACGGGGUCCCCGCUGGCUCACCGGUCGACCAGGUCACCGCUGGCCUUUCACAAGUAGCACAGUAUCACCGGCCCUUGCCUCCAUCUGUAGUCGCACCGCCACUUGCCAACCAGGGAGCGAUCAAUCAGCCUCAGGUCAGCGCUGUGGGUUACCAUUUCGCUUCACUUCCAACUCCGCCUCCAUACUCGGGGACAGAAUUGCCUUCUUCUCCUGCACUUCCUGCCGGGAACUGGGAUAGUGCGAACCCUUUCAUCCUUGCCGGGCAACCGAUUUACGGAUCAUCGGUGACAGGUCAUCGAGGAUCGUAUCAGACCCUGACACAAGAGCCGGGAGUGGUGGGAACGGUUGGCGGUGUCACGAGGCCGGUUGCUGGUUACGCUGCAGACAACGUUGCGCUUGAUAUCCACACGCCGCAUCUCCCUCUUCAUCCCACCCAGAACCAUGAUGCAGUUACUUCAACACGAGCCAUUCAGGAACCGUAUGGCCAGAUCGACCAACAACUGGAUCAUGAAGCCUGGGCCACAGGAAAGCUUUCCACACUCGCUGAUGCGGGCGAGGGAAGAUCGGCGCUCGCCCAUGCGCCGGUGAACUCCAACUGCGCGGACGCGUCGGAGGAUCAUCUUGACAACGAAAGGCCGCGCGACCGAAAGAAGCGAGAUCGGUUCGAGGAAGAGCUGCGGAGGCAGACAUCAAACACGCGGAUCAUCGGUGCCUGUCUGCGGUGCCGUAACCAGCGGAUUCGUUGCGUUCCGAACAAAAGCGAGAAGAGUAACCCACUCGCCCCUUGUGAGACGUGUCGCAGAGUCCGAAGGGACUCGAAGAAGACGAUUCAUUACAUUCCUUGCGUCCGGUUCAAGUUGACUUCGAUGACCAUAUACCGUCCAGGUGGCUUGGGUUACACCACUCGUUUCGACCACACCAAGCUUGUCAACAUAGUUGACUAUAAUGACGAGCCCAUAGAGAUAAGAAUAUCACAGGGACUCUGUCACCACCCGAUGAGCCUCAAGGUUCGACGUUUCAAACCGAGGGAAACCGACAAGACACAUUGGUGCUAUUUGGAGAAUGGCGUUUCUGUGGCUCAGGAUACUGGCGCGUUUUGCCUCGCCGAUGUUGAGAAAACAGCUAAGGAGUUCAGCGCGUACGUCAAGCGUUACGCCCUCGAAGGGCUGCGGACAGUCGGCGAAGAGUCGGACGAUCUCGUGAAGCACGUGUUCCAUACGAUUGCGGCACAUUGCGAUCCGUCCUCAUCCUUCGCCCAAUCCGGAGACGACAGCGGAACGGCAAACGCGAGGAAAUAUCCAGACCAGAAGGACUUCUUGCUAAAAAUCGUCCGGCUUUGGUUUGCGAUACGACAUGGGACGGGAUCAGCUUGGCUCGACGGCGACGAGAAUCUCGGCUUGCGCCCAGGCUUUGGCCCCAACAACCCGCAUCGCGGCAAGAUUCUGGUAUCCCGAAUGAUCGUUGCCCAGUUUGACAGCAUACGGCACGAGUGCAUCUACAAGAAACUGGCCCCAGAAGUUCUCCGGACCUUCGAUACUUUCCUUGCGUCAAGCAACAAAGAGGCCUGGUUUACCGUCUUCUUGGCAACAUUUCUCCUGCUCCACCAGGUCGCUCGGACUUCUCAAGAUCGGUAUCGUCACGCCAAACAGUACUCUAGAGGCAAACAGCUUGACACCAGGUACGGGAACCUCGACAAUCCACUGACUGGCUUCGUCGAGAACGUGCACCACAGCGCCGCCAUGCUCUUAGCCCGUUGGCAAUACUUCAAGCGUUGCGACCUCAUGAACUUGGACUGGGAUGACAUUGGACAGUCGACACUGAUGUCUCUUGAGCCCGACCAAGUCGAGUGCCUCAAGGUUACCGUGAGUCUAUUGAGGGAAAGAUUGCCUUUGAUUCCAACGACGCCUGAUCAAGGCUGUUGGGAAAAUGAGCUCCUUUGGAUCUCUAAGAUGUUCGUGACAGACCAAUCGUCCGAGGGGUAUUGGAAGCCACCAGAGAUAUUCAGCUGUGCUAGGCCGAGUGUUGGCAGGGAAUGAACGUGGCGGCUUGA